Tachysurus fulvidraco (yellow catfish) is the source of this 2191-nucleotide messenger RNA. RefSeq names its product N-myc downstream regulated 1b (gene ndrg1b). The transcript has 14 exons. The coding region runs from base 253 to 1239 and encodes 328 amino acids. Gene Ontology annotation, biological process: signal transduction. The record is from RefSeq and is a predicted model, not a curated record. Gene Ontology annotation, cellular component: cytoplasm. NCBI's taxonomy places the organism in Eukaryota, Metazoa, Chordata, Actinopteri, Siluriformes, Bagridae.
UGCACUGUAUAACGAGUAGAAACAGAGUUCAGGACAAAUGUUUACACUCGUUUUGCACUGUUAAUCUUAAUGUACUCUACAUACAGUGAGGAUGAUUAGCACUGAGAUUCAGCUAACGUGGAACUCCACUAAACUCCUACAGCACCUUCACGUACACACAGCACACGGCUACUAACCCUGCGACAUAACGUGUGGAAUUAGCACGCUGUAAAAGAUAAUGUGGAGACUCCAUACGGUAUCGUGCAGUGCACCAUGCAAGGUAUUGCUAGGGGAAACCGACCUGUUAUCCUGACCUACCAUGACAUCGGACUAAACCAUAAGACCUGCUUCAGCAAUCUGUUCACCCAUGAGGACAUGCUGGAAAUCACACAGUAUUUCUCUGUGUGCCACAUCAAUGCACCAGGGCAACAGGAAGAUGCUAGCACUAUCCCCACAGGAUCCACCUACCCCUCAAUGGACCAGCUCUCUGAGACUAUCCCUAUUGUGCUCCAGCAUUAUGAUAUUACGAGCAUUAUUGGAAUGGCAGUUGGGGCUGGAGCCUACAUCCUUGCACAGUUUGCUCUAAACCAUCCUGAACUGGUUGAGGGUCUUGUUCUGAUCAACAUUGAUGCUCAGGCAGAAGACUGGAUGGACUGGGCAGCACAUAAGAUCUCUGGCUGGACACAUAAUGUUCCUAAUAUGAUCAUCACCCACCUGUUUGGAAAUGAGGAAAUUCACAACAACCAUGACCUGAUAGCAACCUUUCGGCAUCACAUCCUAAACAACAUUAACCAGAGAAACUUGGAGCUGUUUGUCAAGUCCUAUAACAGUCGAAGGAAUCUGGAUGUUGAGAGACCUCCUCCAGGUGGAAACCUCAAUGUGAAGACCCUGAAGUGCCCAACUCUUCUGGUUGUAGGAGAUAGCUCUCCUGCUGUUGAUGCUGUGGUUGACUUCAAUUCAAGAAUGAAUCCAACAAAAAACACCCUACUUAAGAUGGCUGACUGUGGAGGCCUUCCUCAGGUUGAUCAGCCCGCCAAGCUAGCAGAGGCCUUUAAGUACUUCAUUCAGGGACUGGGAUAUAUUCCCACAGUUGGCAUGACCCGCCUGUCACGCUCCCGCACUGUCUCUGGCAGCAGCAUCUCCUCUGUCGAGGCUGUUCAGAGUCACAAGUCCACUGGAGAGGAGCAGCAUGGACAUUGUCACACCAGCAUAUCCAUAGACAAUGACUCUGACAGCAGCACAGAGCUGAGAUUAUUGUGAACAACACAACCAAGUCAGGUGUACUGCUAAAGGCACCACUGUUAAUGUAUUUACAUACAUCCUUCAUGAAGAACCCGAUGAUAUCAACCAUUUCCUCAUCCUUCAUUCUUAGUUUCACUCAGCUUCAAAUAACCUAGGCUAUAAAUUAUGUGAUUGCAGUGUUGUAAGCAGAGACUGCAUUAUACAAGCAGUUUAGAUUUAUUUAGCAAAAUGCUUAUGGAUUCUAUCUAUUUUACAUGGAUGAAUGUGUUUUUUGUUAGGUGUGUUAUACUUUUUAUGAAUGCUAAAGCAGGAGAACCAAUCUUUUUUACAAUUUGCAACCCAUAUAACCAAAAACAAAUGCUUUCAUAGCAAACAAUAUGAAAGAAAAAUCUCAAUGGACUGUUUUAGAAAUUCAGUUAUAUUUGUAAUCAAAUUUUCAACAUUUGCAGAAAAUUGGUCACAUGGAGGUUAUAUAAAGCCCAAUUACAUAUGCACAUAAGCCUGUAUUGUUUCAAUGUUGUAUAAAGAUCUUUCUCCCAAAAAAAAGGCUUAAUUAAUUUAGUUUUUAAAUUGAAACCUUUACUGUAAUAUUUGACCAACAGAACUUCAGUUAAAUGCAAUAGAUUAUUGAAAAAGACAGCUCUUCCGGUGGGUCAGAAGCUCAACAAACUGCAACUGCAGCCUGCAAAAUGAAAAAUACUCACCUAAUAGGAUGUGUUGGGGAAAUCACUGCAUACAGAAUGUCUCCAUAAACAUACUGUAUGUGCUUAUUACAGCCAUGGGCCAUGCUGUAGUGCUGAAGAGAAUAAGUGAAAGUGAUUUUUUUUUAUUGUUGUGUAGCAGAGACUACAAAAAAGUUCCCAGUAAUGAAAGGGAUAAGUACAACUAACAUUUAUACCAGUUAUUAAAAUUUCUUAUAGAAAUUUAAUCUGUCAUAUAUCAAGCUAUCCCUAUAUCCAUCUUCUGUACC